Molecule: messenger RNA, 2914 nt
Organism: Polyodon spathula (Mississippi paddlefish)
Lineage: Eukaryota; Metazoa; Chordata; Actinopteri; Acipenseriformes; Polyodontidae
Product: alpha-protein kinase 2-like
Exons: 11
Coding region: 1-2526 (841 amino acids)
Biological process (GO): protein phosphorylation
Molecular function (GO): ATP binding; protein serine/threonine kinase activity
Source: RefSeq, a predicted model, not a curated record
AUGCAAUCUGGCAAGCAAGAGUGCAAGGAAUUGCUGCUUUUAAAAGAAGGUGACCACAGUGAUGAUGACCUAAGUCUAGAGAAGGAUCACAUUGUCAACAGUCCGGAAAAAGUAAAAAAGCUCCUGGAAUCGAGUGACAGUAAAGCUAUGGAUGCAAUCUCUGGUGGACAGUCAGGAGUUAAAAAGCCAGCUGUCUAUAGAAGCCCCUCCGAAAACAACCCGUCAAGCAAACACAGAGAAAUGGUUCACACAGCCAGUCAGUACCAAGGGAUAUGUGAAGGAGAACUAUCUGUCAAAGUUAAAGGAGGACAUUUGUCAGAGACAGAUAAGGAGGAACUAAAAGGCAAGAUAAAGGACAUUGCUCAAUCUCGAGAAGAAAAUUCCACUGGAAUAUUUAACUCUGAGAAGAUGAGUACUUUAAAACAGUCUGGCACACUAGAUUGUGAGAAACUUUGCAAGUGGGACUUGUCUAACGUUGUUCCUAAGUGUGAAAACGUUAUACCCAUGGAAACUAAAGCCAUUUUAAGUGACAGUAGUACAGUAAGGGAAAAUUGCACUGAGGAAAGCUUGUUUCCAGAGAAAACAGAUAGGAUUUACCUCUGUGAGAGGACUUCCCGUAAGAAACGGUUUGGAUUAUUGUGUGAAGAACUCAAUAUACAGAUGACUGAGACAAGACAUUACCCUGAAAGUGAAGAAACGUGCACAGGUUCAUACCUUGAGUGUAAGGACUCAGGACGAUUCAGCUCCUCUUUGGAAAAGGCUGAGGCUGCAGAGAAUUUCAGUGAGCCUUUAGAUUCACUUUGUCUCAAAAAUUCUUGCUUGAGCGAAGACCUUAAUGUGGAGAUGGAUCAACACAGUAGUGAUGAGAAAACUCUUUCUCAGACCCAGUACAGCAGCACAACAACAAGUACCCUAGACAAACCUUUGCAAUUAAAACGUAGCCCAUCUUUCGACAGCUGUGAAUUUGCAAAGUGCUCUAUGAAGAAUCAAAAAGUAAACCUGUGUAACAAUACCCCAAGGAAAGAUAAUGAUCUAAAGGAUAUUUUACCCACAUUAUUCAUUGGUGCUGAGGGGUCUCAAGAAGGGAAUACACAGUACAAAGCUAGAGACAAUUUCCAGCACACAAAAGAAAGUGAUUUUCUCAGAAAUGGGGCAUCACAACAAAGGGACGAGAUAACCAAACGCAUGCGUUUGUCGGGUGAAAGAACCAAGGGUGCACCUGUGGAAGCAAAGCAACGGAAGCAGCAUUUAGGAGAAAAUGAACAUGUCGGGCUAAAGAAGAAGGAAGGCCAAAGAGCUACAGGACCGGAGACUCCAAAAAAGAAUCAUAAUGAGCCGCACAAAAAGAAACAUCCCAUAAAAGAGGAAAACAAAGUGCCCAAAGUUCUUCGGCAUAUCCAUGCAGAAACCUUUCCAGAUAUUUCUGGAAACAUCAAACUCUGGUGCCAGUUUGGUGACAUCUACACAGACUCAACUAUCACAUGGUCUAAAGAUGGGGUGGUGUUGGCCAAAGUACAGAGAAGUGCAGGUGAUGACAGCCCGGAUUCCCUGGCCAUUGUUCAAGCUACAGUUAAAGAUCAGGGGAUGUAUCAGUGCACGCUGAAGAAUCCCAAUGGGAAAAUGUCAUCUGAAUUCAGACUGACCUCAGAAGCACUGAAUGAACUUAUUAGUAAGCAAGAACUCGAAGGUGGGGAAGAAAUUAAAUGUGCACAGCUGAUGUUCAGAGAAGAUUUUCUGAGGGACCAAUAUUUCGGAGAUGAUCUGCUUGCCAGCAUUGUUACAGAAGAGCAGCACUUUGGUGAAGGAUUACACCGGAAAGCUUUCCGAACAAAGGUCAUCAAUGGCUUGAUGCCAGUGUUUAACUCAGGGCACGCUUGUGUCCUCAAAGUCCAUAACGCAAUUGCCUAUGGGACCAAAAAUAGCGAUGAGCUCAUUCAGAAGAACUACAGCUUAGCAGUACAGGAGUGCCAUGUACAAAACACAGCAAGAGAAUACAUUAAAGAAUAUAGAGCUGACAUAAAAUGUACCAAAGCUUUUGGAGAAGUGCCUGAAAUAAUUCCUGUCUACCUUAUCCAUCGUCCUGCCAACAACAUCCCAUAUGCAACCCUGGAAGAGGAACUGGUUGGAGACUUUGUGAAAUAUUCUGUGAAGGAUGGGAAGGAGAUGAAUAUGACGAGAAGAGACUCCGAUGCUGGACAGAAAUGCUGUACCUUCCAGCACUGGGUCUACAAGAAGACAGACGGGAACCUCCUAGUCACUGAUAUGCAAGGUGUGGGCAUGAAGUUAACUGAUGUUGGAAUAGCAACUUGUGGCAAAGGAUACAAGGGGUUCAGAGGGAACUGUGCAACUUCCUUCAUUGAUCAGUUUAACUCUCUCCACCACUGCAAUAAAUUCUGUGAAAUGUUGGGCUUGAAGUCAUUGCAAAGCAGCCAACCAAAGCCCAGAAAGACUGCAGCAGUGAAAGUGAGGGGACAGCCAAGCUCAAAGAAAAUUGUAUUUUUGCCUCACACCAAGAGCAAAACAUAAACUGGUAGUGCUGACCUAUUAUAGAAGCAUAAAUGUGGCAUUAUAAAACUGUAAGAGGAUAAUAUAUUAGGAUUGGUGACUAUUACAUAUACCAACAUUCAGAAAACAACUUUGAACAGAACUGGAAUUCCACAACUUGAGUGCUUCACUUACCAUGAAUACAGAUAAAGUACAGAAAUUAUCUAGGCAGGCAGAAGCACUGCAAAGCCAUGCAGUUUGUGAAUACUUUAGAAUCUUUGAAUAUUAAUUAUGUAUGUAAUGAAUCAGAAAUGUUUCAAUAUCGUGCUACCACAAUGUUUAAAAAAUGUAAAUAAAUAUCUGCAACCAGGGAUUGGUUUUUUUAGGCACUCGUAAAAGACGAAUGAAUGGAUGUGACACGUUGUACAGA